ACAGUUUAUACAUACAUACGUACGUACGUACAUGCAUAUAUUAUGUACUUAACUAGGGUACCAUAAUGAAUCGGAAAGCGACCAGGUCUGAUUGAUAGUAAUGAGAAUCAUGAUGGACCACUGGGCUAUAGAGGAGUGAUCCGGCCAGGGGGUUGGAGGGAGUUAAUUUCAAGAAAGAAAAAACACUGCUACACUCAAGUUAAUAAUCUGGUAUGACGUAAGAAGAAUGUAUCUCUAGUGUAUCCUAUCGAUUAAACAACCCGGAGUAAAUUCAACUUAAAUCAGAACUAUGGGCUCUGCUACAGAUGGUCCAGAUGAGGAUGAAUGUUUGAAUGAUUCGGAUCAACUAGAACACGAGAAGCAGGCUCUGAAUCUUCUAAAGAAACUGCAGGAUCUAAAGGUCUGGCAAAAUAGACAGGAGGAAAGGUUGUUGGAGGAACAGAAAAAUCAGAUCCUGUCCUUGGAGCAGCUCGGUCUCAAACCCUAUCCUGGAUCUAGACCUGGAGCUAGACCUGUUGCUCCAAUUCAUCCAGGACCCCGGUUACCUGUUACAAGGGAGGAACUUGUUGAAGAAGAUGAUGAUACAACUGUGUCAAGUCUAGCUUAUGAUGAAGAACUCUCAACCCUCUCAGAGGAACCAGAGUUAGAUGAGUCAGAGCAUACCUGGGCAGAUAGAAAUACAAAUAGACCGGAGACAAAGAAUUUGAAUGUAUCCAACGGGUCCGUGAUGACCCUGAGUGAUGAUGCAGGAGGACGGGUUCAACCUCCUCAACAGCAUACAGAGGAGGAACAAGAUGAUGAAGCUCUGGAAGAUAACGAGGAUGAGGAGGAAGAAGAGUACAGAGAGAACCCAGAGAACCAACCCGUCCAGGGAGCAGGACGAACCUUUGCUCAGCUUCUUGCAGAUCAGCUUGGAGUGGAAUCACUACCUGAUCCAAGUCCUGAAGAACUUACCCCACCCAGGAAACCUGUUGUCAAGAAACCCUUCCUUCGUCGGGGAGCAGGGUUAACUAGGUUCAAUCUUGCUCCGGAUCCAUCCCAGCAGCCGAGCAGAGUCAAGCGGAGUAAAUCCCAACCUAGAUUAUCCGACUCGGAUCUCAGGAAUCCGUCCAGACUUAGCCAGGAGACUCUGUCCUACUCCUGUAAGAAAACUUCUCCUAAACGUAUUGUAGCGUCCAGAUCUCUGAGUAAAUUAGAGGAUUCUAGUUCAACAGGAGUCCGACAUUCUCCCCCAGCCAAACUAAAGCUGAAAUCUCCUCAACUCAAGUCGCCUCCGGCGAAGAAGAAGAGUUCUCCGGCUCUACAGGCUCCCAGAGCUGCGGCUCCGAAACCCAGGGAGAUCGGAGCUAAAGGAGCAGGUUCUUUCAACCCUGAUCUAAACCUGGGAGACUCCGUGGAAAAUAGUUUCAGAGAAAAAUUACAUUUUCAGGAAAAACGUCAUGAGAAAGAACUAAAAGAAUUGGCUGUUUUUGAACUGUUGGAAGACGCAGCUAAUGAUACAUCUUUUUGUAGUACAAGUUCCCGGGUAAAAACAUUAAUGGAUAAUUCAAUACUUCCAUCCCCUAGUCGUCCAACUCCACUUCUAGCACACAGUACUCCAUUCCAGUCCACUAGUACUCCAUUCCAGUCCACAAGUACUCCCUCAUCUUUCAAGUCGACCAGUACUCCUGCCUCCUUUCACUCCUCAACUACUCCUAUUCUACAUAGAGACAACACAGAAGUUGACGAAAAUGAGGAUCCUAGCCUAGGACGGAGUCUAAUGGAGGAUAUUCGGAGGUUUAUUAUGGGGAAGAAUGAAGAGAAGAAUCUGAAUGGCCAGGAUUGUGAACAUGAUGAUGAAGAUGAAGAUAGAUAUAAAGAUGAUGAGUAUGAAGAGGAUGAUGAUGAUGAGUCUACAGUAUGUGAUGAGGAUAAUGUCUCCAUAGGAAAAAACUGGCGAGAACGAAUGGUGGAGUGGGACAAGGAGAACCAGGAGAACCUAGAGAACGGGUUACCGACCAGGGACAUCAUGGAAUUCUCGCCGCCGGCCAAAAUGCCGAAAAAUAGUCCGUCCUAUCUUAUCUGGAGUAUAUUCACAAGGGAACGGGAAGAGCGUAAGCAACGGAACCAGGAACGUCAGCAGCUCUCUAGCAAGGGUAAUAAUGUUCCAAGAUCUAAGGACGGGUUGGAACCUCCUAGAUCAGCUCCUGCUAAGCUUUGUCUUGCUUCUAAACCUGGUUCUACACGAUCUCCUGCUCCUAGUACACCAGGAGACCAGGAGCUUAAUUAUCAAAGCACGCUUCUUCAAAUGCGCGUAGUAGAGUUAGAGCAGGAGAUAGAUACGUUUAAGAAGGAGAACGCUAAGGUUCUAAACCUGAGGAAAAAGCUGGACGAGGAGAAGCAGAGGCUCACCAAGGACUGGGAGGAGUUUGAGAAGGUUCGAGAUGAUGGCAAGAAGAAGAUAGAAGAGGAGAGAAGAAGAGUGAGAAGAGAGAAGAUGCUUCUAGAUAAAGCUAUCAAGGAGUCUACUACACCUAAAGUAUGUUCUGAAUGUAAAGAAACCAAGAGUAAAUAUACAAGAUUACAACAAGAUCUAUCUUCUAAAGAAAACAAGUGGACUGCUGCUCUUGUAAAACUUCAAGAACAGUUGCAAAAAGUUGAGAAGGAGAAGAAUAGUUUACAGAAUGAAAACCAGAAAUUAAGAAUAAAAACUGUGUCCAGCAAGAUUACUACAGUUAGCUCAGCCACAGGUUCUAAAACGGAUGUUAAAGUGGUUUCACAUCCCGGAAGUGGAAACGCCGGAAGUGACAAGACCCCUGACUCUGGUAUCCGGAGUAUCCGGAGUAGUGGAACCAGUUCUGAGGAUGAAUAUCUGGACCAAGAGCUCCGACAAAGUAUUUCAAGUUCUGUGUACGCAGCUCUGAGCGGAGAUACCCCGAGAUUGAGCUACAGUCCUGCGGACUCCUUGGAUUCUAGUGUAACCCUAGUAUCCGGGUUCGCUAACAUUACUCCAGGUAGAGAGGAUGAUUUAGCCCCAGGAAGAGAGUUUGACCAAGAGAAUGAUGUUGACCUACCCAAGGUUGUGAACAACUCUGAACGUGGAACAAGGGAGAAGAGGUUUCCCGAUGGUAGGCUAGAGAUAUGGUACGCGAACGGAAACAGGAAGGAGGUUAGCGCAGAUGGUAAAACAGUUAAAGUUUUCUACUAUAACGGCGACCUCAAGGAAACGCAUAGUGAUGGUGUAGUAAAGUAUCUUUACAGUCAAACACAGACUUGGCACACUACUUACCCAGACUCAAGGGAGGUUCUGCACUUCAGUAACGGACAGGAGGAGAUUCGAUAUCCGGAUGGAUCUAUGCAAAUCUCCUUCCCGGAUGGGUCUGUGAAGAAAAUAAGCCGGGACGGAUGUGAGGACAUUCAUUUCCCUGAUGGUACCCGUGUGGAGGUGGGUGUGUCCGGUGAUCGAGUGCUCCACCUACCCAACGGGCAGAGGGAGGAGCACAGCAAGGACAUGAAGAAGCGCGUUUAUCCCGACGGGACGCUCAAGAUAUUGUACACGGACGGUAGACAGGAAACAAGGUACUCCAACGGACGGAUAAGAAUUAAAGACGGUCUUGGUAAACUUAUCAAGGACUCGCACAGUUAACAGUUAUCAAUUAACAGACGUUUACAGCUGGCAAAACUAACAACUAUAGCUGUUCUGAUAUAGACAGCUUCUAGCUAAGAAGGUGAUUUUAAUCGCCUUUAUCAAUAUUAGCAUGACUCAUUAGAUAAAAGUGUUUAAUCGCCGUUAUCAUUAUUAGCAUGACUCAUUAGAUAAAAGUGUUUAAUGACAAUCAUGAAUCAAGAAACUAAGCUGCAGUUAGUUUUCAUUAUUAAGAAGAGGUUUUUUAAAUUAAUAAACAAAAUUAUAAAUAAUUCAGAAUUUUGAUUUAAAGCAUGUAAUUAUGAUCAUGUUCUUUUAUACUAUAUAUUGGCCAAAUAAAACAUGUUAUGAUCUCGUGUCACUAGCGUUAACUUGCCUACUUUUAUAUUUGAACCUUCUAGUUAUCAAAUUUAACAAGAAUUUUGUAAAUAUUAUGUACAUUCUACAUAGUAUUGUGUACACUGUACACCGUGUAUUGUAUACACUAAAUUACUAUGCAGUACACUAUCUCCGAACAUUCAAUUCAACCGGUAUUUCUGUAAUUUGUUAUUUCUUUGUAAAAUGUUUCAUCUUUUUUUACUUGACAAAAAAGUGUCUUUCACUGUAAUUCAUUAUUAUCAUAGAUUAUCCAAAUGUUAGACAAUUAUAUUGAUAAAAUAUAUGUAAAUUUAUGUUC
Eurytemora carolleeae is the source of this 4301-nucleotide messenger RNA. RefSeq names its product centromere protein J. Gene Ontology annotation, cellular component: centrosome; centriole; nucleus. The record is from RefSeq and is a predicted model, not a curated record. Gene Ontology annotation, molecular function: tubulin binding. NCBI's taxonomy places the organism in Eukaryota, Metazoa, Arthropoda, Copepoda, Calanoida, Temoridae. Bases 290 to 3625 code for a protein of 1111 amino acids. The transcript is spliced from 26 exons. Gene Ontology annotation, biological process: centriole elongation; cilium assembly.